Molecule: messenger RNA, 873 nt
Organism: Papaver somniferum (opium poppy)
Lineage: Eukaryota; Viridiplantae; Streptophyta; Magnoliopsida; Ranunculales; Papaveraceae
Exons: 1
Coding region: 1-873 (290 amino acids)
Source: RefSeq, a predicted model, not a curated record
AUGUCUCAGCCACAGGGUUUCAUUGAUCCAGAUUAUCCUGAUUAUGUGCGUAAAUUGAAGAAAAGUUUAUAUGGCUUGAAACAGGCACCAAGAGCCUGGUUUGAUAGAUUUAAAAAUUUUCCGGUUCAAUUUGGCUUUGUCAGGUCUAUUUGUGAUUACUCAAUGUUUAUAUAUACUUCAAAUUCUUCUAUGAUAGUUCUGCUACUAUAUGUAGAUGAUAUUAUCUUAACUGGAAAUGAUGAUACUCUUAUGCAUAAAUUAGUUUCAUCUUUAAGUACUGAAUUUUCUAUGAAGCAAUUAGGGGAUCUGAGUUAUUUUUUUGGGAUUGAAGUAACAAGAACAGUGAACUCUAUGGUAUUAACACAGAAAAAGUAUGUUUUAAAAUUACUUACUAAGGCAAAUAUGUUGGAUUAUAAACCUUCUAAUACUCCAGUUGUAAAGAAAUCUAGAGCUUCAAUACAUGAUGGAGUUUUACUUGACAAUGCCGCAGAAUAUAGAACUUUGGUGGGCAGCUUACAAUAUUUAACUAUGACAAGACCUGAUAUUACUUAUGAAGUGAAUUAUGUUUCUCAAUUCAUGCAUGCUCCAACAGACAUACAAUUCUUAUUAGUUAAAAGAAUUGUCAGAUAUUUGAAAGGUACUAUUAGAUUGGGAAUUACUUUGAGAAAAUGUGAUAAUUCUUUAGUGACAGCUUUUACUGACUCUGAUUGGGCUGGUUUCCCUGAUACAAGGAGGUCAACAUCAGGAUAUGCAGUUUUUAUAUGCAAAUAUUUGAUUUCCUGGUCCAGUAAGAAACAACCCACUGUGUCAAGAUCAUCUGCUGAGGCAGAGUACAAGUGUUUGUCAGUUACUGCAUCUGAAUUGGAAUGGUAG